AUGGCCCUCUGCCAUGACGUGGGCUACACUGAAAUGAGGCUGCCCAAUCUACUAGGUCAUGACACCCUGAAGGAAGCUCAACAUCAGGCCAGCUCCUGGGUUCCACUGGUGUCCAAGCGGUGCCACAAGGAUACCAAAAGGUUCCUGUGCUCUCUCUUCGCACCGGUGUGUUUGGUUGAAUUUGUUGAGCCCCUUCCUCCUUGUAGGAGCCUCUGUGAAGUGGUGAGAGAUGGCUGCGUCCCCGUCAUGAGCGCCUUUGGCUUUCCAUGGCCUGAGAUGUUCAACUGCAGUCAAUUUCCACCUGGAAAUGAAAUGUGCAUUCCUGGAACGACAAUGGGAUCGAAAGGUAUGGACGACAAGCUGGACGAACAUGCUAUGGUGAAGUUAAAGGUGAAAGAGUCCCACAUAAAUGGAGGCAACCGAAAGGUGGUACCAGAGGGGCCAAGCCAUGUCAUUCUGAAGAGGUUAAACCGAGUAGAAGAGGAGGAGAUCAACAGGAAGGCCUUCUUGUUGCCAAAGGGUGCCACAUGCACCUGUGGGGAGCUCCUGGAACCAUCUACUACACUAUUGGCUCUUGGCAGAAGAGCAGGAAACAAGCUGCUGCUCAACAGGAUCAUGGGCUGGCACACAGGAGAUGGAGAACUGAAGAGGAUCUUACAAGGAGUCAGAAAGCUGCAGUGCUGA
Erpetoichthys calabaricus (reedfish) is the source of this 684-nucleotide messenger RNA. RefSeq names its product secreted frizzled-related protein 2-like. The transcript has 2 exons. The record is from RefSeq and is a predicted model, not a curated record. Gene Ontology annotation, molecular function: Wnt-protein binding. Lineage: Eukaryota; Metazoa; Chordata; Cladistia; Polypteriformes; Polypteridae. The coding region runs from base 1 to 684 and encodes 227 amino acids. Gene Ontology annotation, biological process: non-canonical Wnt signaling pathway; canonical Wnt signaling pathway; negative regulation of canonical Wnt signaling pathway.